Molecule: messenger RNA, 1270 nt
Organism: Eruca vesicaria subsp. sativa (arugula)
Lineage: Eukaryota; Viridiplantae; Streptophyta; Magnoliopsida; Brassicales; Brassicaceae
Source: the annotation of a GenBank genome assembly
AGGGCAAAGACUUAACAUUAAAGGAAUUGAUCGAUUACUCAUCUGGGUCGUCUUCUCUAGUGGUUUUGAGGAUGGAUCAAGCUUCGUCUUCAUCGAAUGUUAAGGAAGAGAAGAAGUCUUCCACUGAGCAUGUGACCGUCGAUGAUAACGAGGAGAGAGAAGCUAUAGAGAUUCCUCUCUUCCAAGUGCCUGAAUGCUAUGUUUAUUUGAUACCUCCAAGGAAAAGUGCAGCUUCCUACAGAGCGGAUGAAUGGGACGUGAACAAAUGGGCAUGGGAAGGAGCAUUGAAAGUGGUAAGCAAAGGAGAAGAAUGCAUUAUCAAACUUGUAGAUAAAACCACAGGAGAACUUUAUGCUCAGGCCUUUUUGCGAGAUGGUGAACUUCAUCCCGUAGAAGCCGUAAUUGACAGUAGCAGAUACUUUGUUCUCCGUGUUGAAGAAAACAUAGGUGGUCGUGUUCGACAUGCUUUUAUUGGACUUGGAUUCAGGGAGAGAACUGAAGCAUAUGAUUUCCAAGCUGCACUACAUGACCACAUGAAGUACUUGAACAAGAAGAAGACAGCAGAAGAAAUGGAACAACACUUUCAGAACACUUCAUCUGUCGAUUACAGCUUAAAGGAAGGAGAAACCAUUGUUAUCCAACUAAAAAAUAUGAGCGAAAAAGACACAAAGUCUAAGUUGGUAGAUAAGAGUCUGACCAAUCUCAAGUUGGAGGAUAAGGGCAAGUCAAUAGAAACCACCAUUCCUUCAAUUAUCCCUCCUCCUCCACCUCCUGGGCCACUUUCUCCUGUCACAACCGCUCAGAGGUCCCCUCAGAAGUCCCCACCAAGCCUCAGCCUCCAAAGAUCAUCUGAACAACAAGAUCUAGAUACAAAGCGAGAAGAAGUAGAGAAGAAAGAAGACCAAGAAGCUAAAGAUACAGCCGUUGAAGAUGCACCAGAUGAUGACUUUGGAGAUUUCCAAGCUGCAGGCUGAUUUAACCAUUAAGUAUUUUACCAUACAGAAAGCAUCCUUUUAUAAGUAAUGUGAACUGAUCAAAGUUUGGAUUGUGUUUGCUUCUAAGAGAGAGUCCAUCUUCUGUACUAUUUCUCUGAACUUGUGAUUAGAUAAAACUUUGAGGUCUUUUUCAUUCAUUCACCAUACAAAACUUAUGAACUGCAGGGGGAAUAAAAACGAAUUCUCUGCAAUUAUAAGCUCUUUUAACUACUCUUCAGAGACGAACUUGAGUGUGCUUCUCUGUUCUUCUGCAAAUCUAUUACAACCAUCAAGAA